Molecule: messenger RNA, 3859 nt
Organism: Phycodurus eques (leafy seadragon)
Lineage: Eukaryota; Metazoa; Chordata; Actinopteri; Syngnathiformes; Syngnathidae
Gene: cacnb4a
Product: calcium channel, voltage-dependent, beta 4a subunit
Exons: 15
Coding region: 672-2588 (638 amino acids)
Biological process (GO): calcium ion transmembrane transport; chemical synaptic transmission; regulation of voltage-gated calcium channel activity
Cellular component (GO): voltage-gated calcium channel complex
Molecular function (GO): protein binding; high voltage-gated calcium channel activity
Source: RefSeq, a predicted model, not a curated record
GUUUAAUUUGAAAGUUUUUUUUCUUUCCCCAAAAAACCCUGUAUACUGUACUAUCCCUUUAAAAAUAGUUCAUACGUGGUGAUUUUUUUUUUUCGAAUUUGCAUUAUGUGGUAAGUGAACGCAUGAUGAUGAAAUGUUUUUUUUUAAAGAAAUGUUUUGGUUUUUUAAAAUGUAUUACGUUCAAUAGGUGCAGCGUUAUUUUCUGAUGUAAGUGAACGCAUCAUGACUGAAUUUGUUUAAAAAAUAAACUUUCUGUACACGUUAAGUAGUGACCUUUCCCAUGGAAAGCGAACACCAAAUACUAAUUAUUAUUAUUUUAAGAAAAUAGUGGCAUUAGUGAUAUGUGAUGUUCUAAAAAAAUUUAUUGUGAAAAAAAACUAAAAUGUAUACAAUGUUCAGUAGAAGUACUGAUAUUUUCUGUAAUAGGCGCACGCAUCAUGACUGAAAUUGUACAAACAACCCAAAAAAAAUUUAUGAAUUUAAUUCAGUUGAUAUUUCCCGUGCUAAGUUAAGGUGUCAAGACUGGAAUUGGUUAAAAAAAAAAAACUGAACUGAGAGGUAUUAUAUCCAAGUGAAUUCGUGAUGGUUCCUGUGCUUAGUGAACGCAUCGCCACUCGGUCUUUGUAUGCUGUGAUGAUUUCACGUGUGUUGAAUUGAAGCAGUGACAUUUUAUGUGGUCAGUGAACGCAUCACGAAGUAUAUGGAUGGCUGGGACGAUUGCUAUUUUUGCGCUGUGUUCGAUUCGUGUUUUAAAACUCGUGAUAUUUCGUGCUGUCGGUGAACGCAUCGCGAGCAGUGGGGCUGGGCUUGCUGGCACUUUUCCCCCCCUCAGCGUCUUUCUGCGCAGCAGCAGCAGUAGCAGCAGACGAACGCACGGACGGAGACGCUCUCUCAGCUUUGUCAGAGCGGAACCGACGCCGCGCGGAGCCAAACUGGAGCCGGCGGUGGCAUCUGGUUCGCUCGCCGGGCAACCGGCGCCCGAGUGGGGCGGCGCCGAGCGGCAGCCUCCACCCUGGACCGACGAGCUGGCCGGCAUGUCCCGGCACAUCUACGGCAGACACGGGCCAGCCGACGGUGCGCAGAAGUCCGCCUUCCAGAAGAGGGGAGGCCAUGAAUCACCGCCCCUUCCAAACCUCCCUACUGUCACCCCACCAGCUCAGGUGAAUGGCGGUACGUACUCCAGGAGGAGUCGGCUGAAGCGAUCGGAUGGCAGCACCACGUCCACCAGCUUCAUCCUCAGACAGGGUUCUAGCGACUCCCACACGAGCCGACCGUCCGACUCGGACGUUUCCCUGGAGGAGGAGAAGGAGGGCGGCAAGCAGGAGCGUGAGCAGCAGGCCCAGCUCCAGCUGGAGAGGGCCAAGAGCAAAGCGGUGGCGUUUGCCGUGAGGACAAACGUCAGCUACUGCGGCGCUCUGGACCAGGACGUCCCUGUGGAAGGCACGGCCGUCUCCUUUGAUGCCAACGAUUUUCUCCACAUUAAAGAGAAGUACAGCAACGAGUGGUGGCUCGGUCGGCUGGUGAAGGAAGGGUGCGACGUGGGCUUCAUUCCGAGUCCUCUCAAGCUGGAAAACAUUCGCCUGCAACACGACAGCAAGAGAGGACGCUUCCAGGGCAGUCACAACAAGUCCAGCGGGAACUCGUCAUCCAGUUUAGGAGACAUCAUGUCAGGAACCUUCAAGAGUACACCAAACAGUGCAGGGAAGCAGAAACAAAAAGUGGCUGAGCACGUGCCCCCGUAUGACGUGGUCCCCUCCAUGAGGCCGGUGGUCCUGGUGGGCCCGUCGCUUAAAGGCUAUGAGGUGACCGACAUGAUGCAGAAGGCGCUAUUCGACUUCCUGAAGCACAGGUUCGACGGCAGGAUCUCCAUCACCAGGGUCACGGCCGACAUAUCGCUAGCCAAGAGAUCAGUGCUAAACAAUCCCACUGAGGUGCAGAGCGAGAUCGAGCGCAUUUUCGAGCUGGCGCGCUUGCUGCAGUUGGUCGUGCUGGACGCCGACACGGUCAAUCACCCAGCCCAGCUCAUCAAGACCUCGUUGGCACCCAUCCUGGUUCACGUCAAAGUGUCCUCGCCCAAGGUCCUCCAGCGUUUGAUCAAGUCUCGGGGAAAAUCUCAAAACAAACACCUGAACGUGCAGCUGGUGGCGGCCGAAAAACUUUCCCAGUGUCCUUCGGAGAUGUUUGACAUCAUCCUGGACGAGAACCAGCUGGAGGACGCCUGCGAGCACCUAGCUGACUACUUGGAGGCGUACUGGCGAGCCACACACGCCCCAGCACUCAACAGCAUGCCAGCACGCAACCUGAGCGCCGGCGCUCUUUUGCCGUAUCCUGCCGCCGUCUUUCAGGCCCAAUUACGCAAUUGUAACCUCCCGACUCCUAACACGAUGUCGCCAGUGGAGCGUCGCAGCAGCCUGAUGCCAGCUGACCAAAACGUGCAGAAUGAGAGGGUUAGGACUGGUCUCCGCCGGAUGUCGUCGGGUUCCCAGCCCAGCUGCGACCAGUCUCCUCUGGUGAAGGAGGAACCGUACCUCCAAGACCCCUACCAGGACUCUUAUCAGCCUCAUCGCAAGCCAGGCCGUAGGCUUUGAAUGAAAGCCCCUUGUACAAGAUAAUGAUAGCCUGUGGAAUGAUAGUCUUGAUACAGUAAUAAAGUAUGUUGUUGUAUGGAUACUAUUUAUUUUCUUAGCAAUAUAACGCAGAGCAUGUUUUUUUAUAUAUAUAUAUAAAUAUACAUACGUAUAUAAAUAAGCACAGCAAAGUGACAUCAUUGGAGUGUUUUUAUAUAGAAAUACGCUUACUGUUGACUCAUUUGGACAAUUACCAAGUUGUAGGCAUUAAUAUUCGUCUACAGUGGCACCUUGACUUACAAGUUGAAUCCCUUCCACGCUCGUAACUCAAAUCAUGUGUAUGUCAAAUCAAUUUUCCCCAUUGAAAUGAAUGGAAAUGGAAUUAAUCCGUUCUAGCCCCCCCACACCCCCACACACAAAAACUCUCCAAAAAAUGAUAUUUUUUUUAAACUAAGGAAAAUAACGCUCUACAGCAGUGCUUCUCAAUUUUUUACACCAUGUAGCACCCAAAAAAGUAAUUGGCGUUCCAAGUAGCACUAAAAUGAGUAACAUUAAAAUACAGCUGCCUUGUAGGCCUAAAUAGUUAUCAAUAAUGAAAGAGGUUGUGUUCCAAAGUUUACAAUAAAACAAAAGACUUUCCAAAGAAUUUUCCAAGUAUGAAGUACACAUUCUAUGUGAAAAACAUCCAAUUAUACACUCAUAAUGUUAAAAGAAAAAACAACACAUUAUAUGCCAGUUGUGAUAUAAUAGGAAAAAGAAAACCCCAAGGCUUACAGGAAUGAUCUCAAAAUAUCACCAGUAAAAAAAUUAAGAAUGAUCAGAAUACUACAAGAAAUAUCGAAAAAAAAUUACAAGGAAAAAAAAAAAAAGGUUAUAACUACAGCAACAUCGUUGGUAGUUUUGUUAGCCCAUCAAUGGCGUUUUGUAUUGUGUGUUAGCAUUAAGCGAAAACAAAGUUAUGAAGUUUGGUUAAAUGCAUGUGUAAUUCUCUUUGUUUUAAUCAACUGGGAAAGGCAAGAAACAGCUUGAAAGCUCUUUUGAACAAUUGUUUACUAUCUGCCAAACUGCUGUGUGAAUUUCGCUGACACCAUACCUAGUGCGCUUAACUCAGAAUUUCGCUCGCAACUCAAGACAAAAAGUCGUUGAGCAAUGACUCGUGUAUUGAAAACUCCUAAGUUGAGGAGCCACUGUAUUCAUGUACUGUGUAUUCACUGAGUAGCUGCACCAAGUAUGGUUAAAAUGUCACACUGAACAGAAGUACUGUACUAGAAUUAUGCUAAUAAAAUUGUAAU